Molecule: messenger RNA, 1122 nt
Organism: Copidosoma floridanum
Lineage: Eukaryota; Metazoa; Arthropoda; Insecta; Hymenoptera; Encyrtidae
Gene: Pmm2
Product: phosphomannomutase
Biological process (GO): mannose metabolic process; protein N-linked glycosylation; GDP-mannose biosynthetic process
Cellular component (GO): cytosol
Molecular function (GO): phosphomannomutase activity
Source: RefSeq, a predicted model, not a curated record
UUCCGUGCACGCACUUUCUUUUUUACGCUUUUGAUACACACGGUGUAUGCCCACAUUGCUUUGACGUUUGGCCGUCCUCGUGAUCGUGUAAUUUUGGAGUUUUUCAUCGGCACGCGAGUACUUACUUAUUUUUGAAUACGCUCACGUGCUUUAUAGGAAAAAAUAGAAAAAUUGAAACGGCUCAUCAUGUCGAAAAAAAUCAUUUGCUUAUUCGACGUUGAUGGUACUCUUACGAUGCCUCAACAGUGCAUUGAUAAAAGCCUCGAUAACUACAUACAAAAUACACUAAGGUCGAAAUUCGACGUAGCUGUCGUUGGUGGCUCGGACUUGAGUAAAUUAACACGUCAAUUGGGAGAAGAUGUAUUCACAAAGUAUGACUACGUUUUCGCUGAGAAUGGCUUAGUUGCUUAUAGAAAAGAAAAAAAAAUAUGGUCGAAGACUAUUCUGAGUGAAAUUGGGGAAGAAAAGUUGCAGGAUUUCAUAAACUUUUCUCUGCAUUACAUAUCCCAACUGAGAUUACCCUUCAAGAGAGGCAACUUCAUUGAAUUCAGAACUGGCAUGAUCAACAUUUCUCCAGUGGGUAGAAAUUGCACGAUAGAAGAGCGCAACCAGUUUUACGAGUACGACGCGAAACAUCACGUACGAGAAAAGUUUAUUCAAGCACUGAAAAAGGAGUUUACACAUUUGCACGUCACGUACAGUAUAGGUGGACAAAUUUCAUUUGAUGUUUUUCCCACCGGGUGGGACAAGACGUAUUGCUUGAAGCACGUGACGGGUUACAACGAAAUUCACUUCUUUGGUGAUAAGACGCGAGAAGGAGGCAAUGAUUACGAGAUCUACGAAAGUGACCUGACUGUGGGGCACAGAGUGACUGAUCCGGACGAUACUUUAAAACAACUGGAGACGUUGAUCAAGUUUGUGGACGAAAAAAGCAUUAAACAAAAUAACAUCUGAAGUGCUUUUUUGUGCAGUUCGCCCCAUGGUGUUGGAUCUAAUAACCUUUCAUCAGUAAACCAUCGCAUAUGUAUUAUUACUUUAAAAAUCCUGAUUCGUCCGUGCACGUGUAUAUAUUAUGAAAGUAGAGCUUGGGGGUUGUUACGAUAUUCCUUUAAUAUUGUUACC